Molecule: messenger RNA, 1417 nt
Organism: Chlamydomonas reinhardtii
Lineage: Eukaryota; Viridiplantae; Chlorophyta; Chlorophyceae; Chlamydomonadales; Chlamydomonadaceae
Exons: 2
Coding region: 69-995 (308 amino acids)
Source: RefSeq, a predicted model, not a curated record
CAUCAAACAGUGUCAAUCACUUUGCAAGUCCCUGUAUGUCCAUACCCUCCUGUCCACAUAUCUCUAAAAUGUCUGAAAUCGUUGUUCCAAACGAGGCUGGGCUGCAGCACAAACUGGCCGAAGCCAUUAGGGCUAUUGACAGCCGCGCAACGGACGAGCCGCAGUCCAUCGCCACAGGGAUAUCGCGCUCAGUGGCGCAAGCAUUCGCUGAUAAGGUCGAGCGGAAGGGAUUCCAAUACAGCGGCGACGAGGCCUGCAGCGAUUUGACUUUCUUCCGCGACCCCUCUGGGCCCCACGAGACAGCGGCGGAGUACCUGGUGCAGCCCUUGAUAAACUGGUUGCAGCCAUGGAGCACGUUCAGCAAGUUGCUGCGGCUUGGCGGCAGCCGGACAACACACUUGCCUGGGAUUGUUGCGGAGCCGGAUCAGUGCUUGCGCGUGCGUAGAAACCCGCCGCACAUUAUCGUCGAGGUCGCGUACCGGCAAUCGCGCCCCAGGUUGUUUGAGGCCAUGUCCCGGUGGCCUGCACCUGGUCUGUGUUCCGGGCCGGCUCGGCUGGUCUUCGGCGUUGACGUGCAGUACCCGCCGCCUGCUGGAGUCCCCCCGCGCAUAGACAUCUUCAUGGAGCGCCCGGGACAGCAGCAGCCAGAAGUUGUUGUCGCUUGCGGUGCGGGGAGCGGAUGCAUUGCGCCGGCUCUGCGGGAGUACACCAUCUUCCUGCCCCUUCACGACGUGCACUUCGGUGUUUCGUGGCUCACACGCACCGCCAUCAGCAUCCAGCUGGCUGUGACGGUGCCGCUGUACAGUAUGUAUGGGUGCCCGUACGCCGUGUGGGAUGUGCUGAGCGGCAGGCGCAGCGUGUGGCAGCUGGUCAAGGCUUGCGUACGGUCCAUGGGUGGACCGUGGUGGGGCGUGGUGCCUCUUGACACCUUCGAAGUGCGGCAGGAGGUGUUCAUGGAGUUGAACUGGUGCCACCAGGUGCGCAACCUGUGCUGACCUGGGUGCGGCUGAUCUCUCUGGUGAUUACUACGUAUCUAUUCAGUCAUCAAGGGAAUUCACCCUCAGCGUGAUGCAGCAUCCAUGAUAAAUGCGACUGCAUCUCGGCCUGAAGGCUGGUGGCUAUAACGUUGGUGGCGUUGCAUUGGGGUGCGGAGCUAGAGUGGAUGGAAAGCGGCCAUGGAGGCUGGUCAUGAGUGAUGUGUGGCACUCACGAUGACGGCACACAUAAGAAGGUGCAUGGAGUUGCAGUAGGGUGACAUUGCAGGGGCCGGCCGCAGCAACGCCUCCAUCUGAUGGGGGCCGUCUUCAGUUUCGCGCGGUGACUGCAUGACUUAGUGUGUGCACGUAAUGAGUGGGGAAGCGGCAGUGAGAGGUAGGUAGGCAAAUUCAAUGAUGAGACGCUGUUUAAAAGCAGACUU